AUGGCAGGUGUGCUGAAGAAGACCACUGGCCUUGUGGGAUUGGCUGUAUGCAAGAGUCCACAUAAGAGGCUAAGAAUAUUGUACACAAAGAUCCUUGAUGUUCUUAAGCGAACUCCUAAAAAAGCAGCAUAUAGAAAGUAUACAGAACAGAUUGCAAAUGAGAAGCUGACUAUGGUUAAAGCAGAACCAGACGUUAAACAAUCAGAAGACCAACUUCAAGGUGUUCAAAUAAAAGAGGUGAUUCUUCAGGUUGAAAAUGAACUAAGUCUGGCAAGAAAAAUGAUGCAGUGGAAACCAUGGGAGAUGUUCAUGAAGGAGCCGCCUGCCAAUCAAUGGAAAUGGCCAAUGUAAUUAAUAAAUGACUGGUGGGUUGAUGGGAAACUGAGAUAAUUAAAUAUUUUGUUAUAUUAAGAGCAUAUCCAUAUUAUUGACAUUUUAUGAUCAAGAAAAGAAAUAUAGAAAAUAUUUAAGAGACUUAAAAUUAGUGAUUAUGGUAAUACAGUCUUGUGAAUCAAUUUUUGAUUUAAAAAGUAUUCACACAAAUUAUUACAAAGAUGAUAUUUCUUAGAACAGAGAGGUCAUGGAAAGAUUUGAAAAUUAAUUUUAAAAAAUCCUACAGAUCUUCAGUGCAGAGGUCAUAAUCCAAAAGUAAAGUUUCUUUAGUAGUAUCUUCAAUACAUCAUUAAUUUUUUUAUCAUCCUGAAGAAGAAAAGGUCCUUAAUUAUUAUUGUCUAAACAAAUUUAUAGAUCACUGUUUAAAUAGCAAGAGUGAAUAUUUUCAAAUGUGAUAAAAUAGCACAAGUGGCUGGUGAUAAAAUUUGAAAUUAUAGUUAACCUCCUUAACUGUGAUCUUACGUAUGUAAAGUAAAAUUUAAGUAUA
Cercocebus atys (sooty mangabey) is the source of this 880-nucleotide messenger RNA. RefSeq names its product NADH dehydrogenase [ubiquinone] 1 alpha subcomplex subunit 5-like. Gene Ontology annotation, biological process: respiratory electron transport chain. Bases 1 to 351 code for a protein of 116 amino acids. The record is from RefSeq and is a predicted model, not a curated record. Lineage: Eukaryota; Metazoa; Chordata; Mammalia; Primates; Cercopithecidae. The transcript is spliced from 2 exons.